AUGGUGGAGACCAGGCGGCGACGGCACGGCGGCGGCGGCUCCACGGCGGCGGCACAAUGGCGGCGGCACGGAAGCGGCGGCGGCUCGGCGGCAGCGACCUGGAGGCGGCCCAAUAGCGAGAGUGUUGACUGUUCUGAUGGUACAUUUGGAGUUGGAUCUGAGGGAACCGAGCGCACUGCUGACUGUGGUGUCGGCAAGGUCGGCUAUCAAAUAGUUAAGUGUAACUCAACAAAACAGUGGGAGGUGAUAGAAGACAAUUGUGUCCUGCAAGUCGUUCAAAAUCUGAAAACUGAAUCUCAGAAUUUAGUGGUUACUAACAUCCCUACAUUUGUGGCGAACCUUAGUGAAAUUACUCAGAAAAAUUCUUCUGUGAUCCAAAACUCAGAAGCGACCAUAUUAACCAUCGUCGACAUUCUUCAGAAUAUUGCCAGCGUCUCUCAAAAUGUUUCAGUUAAUGAAGCCACCAUGCUGGGUUUUCUAAACACAGUGGAUGUUCUUGGAUCAGCAGAGAGCAAAUGGGAGGAACUAAACAAGAACAGUACAACCAAACACACCAGUUCUGAUCUUCUGAAGUCUCUUGAGGAUUUUGGAAGCAGACUCUCAGAUCAGAGCUUUACCACUUCAACAACCUCUACCUAUAUAGAAAGAAAAACCACCAAUAAACCCCUUUUUGAGAACAUCGGUAACAAUUCAGGUACCCACAUAAAUAUACCAAACAUCAAGGAAAAUACUUUUAUCACCAUUAUAGUCUUAUCAGCUUUUGACAAUAUCCUACCUGUUAGAAACCAGACCUGCACAGACUGUAGUCUCAAUGGCACCAGGAUUAAUGGAGAUGUUGUUGUGGUCCAAACUCAGCCAAAAAUUAAUAAUAUCUCCCUUAAAUACACUGUCAAAAACACGACGCUGGGAAACCCUCAGUGUGUCUUCUGGAACUUCAAUCUCUUGAAUAACUCUGGAGGAUGGGACUCGACUGGAUGUAAACUAAUACAGGAUCAGAACGGAGCGGUUACAUGUGAGUGCGAUCACACGACCUCUUUUUCAAUCCUGAUGUCGCCGUUUACUUUAAGUCCGGCUGAUAUCGUCAUUUUGGACUAUAUCACUUACAUCGGUGUCGGUAUUUCAAUGGCCUGCUUGGUUUUGUGCCUCAUCAUUGAGAUCAUCAUCUGGAAAUCAGUAAGAAGAAACGAAACAUCCUACAUGCGCCACGUCUCCAUCGUUAACAUGGCCGGCUCCCUGCUGAUCGCCGAUAUAUGCUUCAUCAUCGGAGCAGCCAUUGUUAAAAACGGAGAGACGACACCAGUACCCUCCUGCACCGCUGUAACCUUCUUCAUGCACUUCUUCUAUCUCGCUCUGUUCUUCUGGAUGUUGCUGUUAGCGCUCCUGCUCCUGUACCGCACCAUCAUGGUCUUCAACCGACUUUCCAAAUCUGCGAUGAUGGCUACAGCGUUCAGUGUUGGGUACGGAGCUCCGUUACUCAUCGCCGUCAUUACUGUGGCAUCUACAGCUGGAGGUGGAGGAUACGUCACGGCAGCGAAUGCUUGCUGGCUGAACUGGGAUAAAAGCAAAGCUCUCCUGGGGUUUGUGCUUCCUGCUCUGACUAUCGUAGCUAUAAACCUCCUGGUGAUGGUCGUGGUUCUGUAUAAGAUCCUGAGGAGAGGAUUAAACGCCAGCGUUCAGCAAGAUGAGAAACACGCCCUGCUGGUCAUCGCUAAAUGUGUAGGAAUCUUAACACCUCUCUUUGGUCUGACAUGGGGAUUCGGUAUCGGGACCAUGGUAACACAGAAGUUUGGACUCCAUGUGGUGUUCGCAUUGCUCAAUUCACUUCAGGGUUUCUUCAUUCUAGUAUUUGGACUGUUGCUGGACAGUAAGGUUAGAGAAGCCUUGGCAGGAAAGUUGGCACUGAGGAAUCUCAGCUCUAUGCCCACCAGGAGCACAGGUCAAGGACCAUCAUCCUCGAGUGGACUUUCUUUAUUUCAGAAGCUACGACAGAGAAACAUGUACAAUGUAUCAGGGGCACAAAAUCUAUCUUCAUCUUCUUCAGCCUUUUCUUCAAACAACUCAUAUUCAGCUUUAAGCUAAAACUUCAGCUAAUAGAUCCUGAACUGGACUUAAACCUAAACCUGGACUUUAACUCCACUCAAACCUCAAAACCUCAGACUUUUAAAUACAUUGAAUUUAAAAUUAUUACUCAAAAAUGA
Trichomycterus rosablanca is the source of this 2198-nucleotide messenger RNA. Its product is annotated as adhesion G-protein coupled receptor F1-like. The coding region runs from base 1 to 2079 and encodes 692 amino acids. The record is from RefSeq and is a predicted model, not a curated record. Gene Ontology annotation, cellular component: membrane. The transcript has 8 exons. NCBI's taxonomy places the organism in Eukaryota, Metazoa, Chordata, Actinopteri, Siluriformes, Trichomycteridae. Gene Ontology annotation, biological process: adenylate cyclase-activating G protein-coupled receptor signaling pathway; cell surface receptor signaling pathway. Gene Ontology annotation, molecular function: G protein-coupled receptor activity.